Molecule: messenger RNA, 1530 nt
Organism: Zingiber officinale
Lineage: Eukaryota; Viridiplantae; Streptophyta; Magnoliopsida; Zingiberales; Zingiberaceae
Product: oligopeptide transporter 5-like
Exons: 4
Coding region: 1-1530 (509 amino acids)
Biological process (GO): transmembrane transport
Molecular function (GO): oligopeptide transmembrane transporter activity
Source: RefSeq, a predicted model, not a curated record
AUGACGAUGCUGACGACCGACGACCCAUCGCAGCCGUGCUUGACGAUCCGAACAUGGAUCCUUGGUGCCGUCAGCUGCGUCCUCCUCUCCUUCGUCAACCAGUUCUUCAAUUAUCGGACCAACCAGAUCUCCGUCAACUCCAUCUUCGUCCAGAUCCUGGCGCUGCCCGUGGGCCGCUGGAUGGCCCGCGUCCUCCCUCCGACUAUCAUCAGGAUUCCCCUCCUCGACUGGUCCUUCUCCCUCAACCCCGGCCCCUUCAACAUGAAGGAGCACGUCGUCACCGUCAUCAUUGCCAACUCCGGCACCGGCGGCAUUUACGCCGUCCACAUCAUCACCAUCCUCAAGGCCUUCUACCACCGCGGCAUCAACGUCAUGGCCGCCAUCCUCCUCACACAAACCACUCAAUUGUUAGGAUUUGGAUGGGCUGGAUUGUUCAGAAAAUACUUGGUGGAUUCCCCUUACAUGUGGUGGCCUGGCACUUUAGUAGUAGCAUCUUUGUUCAGAGCACUGAACGAGGAAGAACGGCGGGUAAAGGGCGGCGUGACGCGGCUCCAGUUCUUCCUCAUUUGCAUGAUCUGCAGCUUCUCCUACUACAUCGUCCCCAACUACUUCUUCCCGGCCAUCAGCUCCAUCUCGAUCCUCUGCCUCAUUUGGAAGGACUCCAUCCCCAUCCACCAGAUCGGCUCCGGCAUGCGCGGCCUCGGCGUAGACGCCAUCGGCUUCGACUGGGCCAUCGCCUCCAUGAUCGGCAGCCCCAUAGCGGCCCCCACCUAUGUGUUCUGCAACGUCCUCGCAGGCUACGUCAUCCUCGUCUACAUCCUCCUGCCCCUCUGCUACUGGUCCAACCUCUACGACGCCCGCCGCUUCACCUUCCUCUCCUCCCACCUAGAGUCGAUUGCUUCGUUAGCGAGUUCGGUGAUCGCCAACGCGAGCUACUUCGGCACAGCGUGGUGGUUGCUCUCCGACGUCCCCCACAUUUGUGAGACCAACUUGCUGCCGAAGGGCUCCCCGUGGACGUGCCCUAGCGACACUGUGUUCUUCAGCUCCUCUGUUAUAUGGGGCGUGGUUGGGCCUCGUCGGAUGUUCGGCCCCGACUCCAUCUACUCUGGCCUUAACUACUUCUUCCUCCUUGGCCUCUUCGCCCCCGCCACCGUCUACCUCUUCCACCGUCUCUUCCUGGAGAAGAAAUGGAUUCGACUCAUCAACUUCCCCGUCAUCUUCGCGGCCGCCGGCUACAUUCCCCUAGUCAAGACCGUUAACUUCAACUGUUGGUUCAUUGUCGGCUUUGUCUUCAACUAUUGGGUGCUCAAGCACCACAAGCAGUGGUGGGGCCGCUACGCCUAUGUGCUGUCUGCUGCCCUCGACGCCGGCACAAGCUUCAUGGCCGUCAUCGCCUUCUUCACCCUCGGCAACUAUAAUAUCAACUCCGUCAAUUGGUGGGGAGGCGUCACCGAUGACUACUGCCAGCUCGCUAAAUGCCCUACCGAGCUCGGUGCCUACAUCCCCAAGGGUUGUCCUGAACUCCAAUGA